UUUUCCAUUAACGAACAAAGAAAAGAAAGUUCUAAAAAAACCGACACGAAUGAACCGGUCAACGCUCGAGUCGAGCGAAUCACUCUACAUCUGCGACCAAUCAUCACCAUUGCUUUCUUGCCAAAUCCAAAUUGCUCAAGCAAACGUGAGUGACUCUCGAGGAUCAUAUAUAUAUAUAUUGUGCAAUUUCUUUUUCUUCCCAUCAUCACAAUGUCUAAAUGUCAAAAGAGUUUUUGUUUUUUUUUUCUUCCUUUAACUUAUUAGCGCUCGUUGAAUUUAUCGCGUUGCUCUUUUCCCCUUACUUUCAAUGUCCAUUUACAUAUGCAUAAUAUGAUCGAUCAACAAAUAUCAACGUACAAAACACGCAUACCGCCUGAUCGCCAGGGUAGAGUUCGGCGAAUCGUUACCAAGGUCGUUCGUCCGCCGCGGCGCCAAAGCUCAAGGAGCGCAGCUACAUCAUCCAUCUGUUUGCUGUAUUUUGGAGUGGAUUUUCCGACAUGGUGCGCUGAGUGAAUGAAAGUGAUUUUUCGCAGGUCUGAACGUCCCCGUGUGCAAGGCCGCCUCGUCGCCGCUUCAUUACUACUGCCUGUGCUAUAGCACAGUUGUGCAUGUUCGCUUGAGAAAUUACAAGUUCCAUAAUAGCAUGUUGCCGCGAAUUAUCGAUGUAGCUGGCGAUACACACCAGAUGCUUUGCACGUAAAUCCUGUCGGGCUUGAUUUUUCCUCGUAGAUUCCGAGCUGAAAUGACAACCUAUUGAAAUCUCGCUUGUGCAAUCGGAAAGUGUUUUUUUUUUAUUAUUUCAUCAACCUCCUGCAAGCUCGUAUCGAAGAGAAAAACUUCAUGAAUAUUAUCCGUAUCGGUUUGAAUAAUCGCGUUUUUACGGAGUGUGCUCACCUCGUCGAACCGUUAAAACUGGAUGCAAAAAUUAGCUUGAAGAAUGCCUUGAUACAGGCGCAGUAGCUCGCGCGCGCGCCUCUCUCUCUCUCUCUCUCUCUCUCUCUCUCUAGAGAUAGAUAGAUAGAUUUAUUAUUAUUUAUAGUCCGUCAUUAUUAUGCAGGAGUUUGCGAUGCAAUAACGGCCUGGCUUACGUCAAACGGUUGAUAUUAUACUAGUUGGGGCGCGUAAUGGCUUGAGGCCAAGUGAAUGCCGCGAGCUAAAAAUGUGUGCUACUCGCGUGGGAGUCUGUGGUGCGCAGAAGAAUGUGUCUCCGCUCGUCGUGGAGAAAGAGAGAGAGAGAGAGAGAGAGAGAGAGAGAGAGAGAGAGAGAGAGAGAGAAAAUAAAAAUUUUGGAAAAGUCAACAGGGAUGAUGAACAGCUGCAGCGCUCCUUGCGACGGCUUUCGCGUCACGACGCCGAGCGGCUUUCGGUCCUGAAACGCUUUGCGAUUUUCGUCUUCUCACACACGCUGUUGUUGCCAUUGCCACGUAUUUUUUUCACUUUUUUCGCUCGCAGUCGAUCGACAUCACAAACUGCGUCUUAUCUGCUUGUUAGUGAUGAAAAAGCGAAUAGUGACGCUCUCGAGCACUAACUCGCAUUGGUUUUCUAAACGCUUCAAAACGAGUCAUCGAAUCAUUCCCAUUUUUCAAAACGACGCGCGGCAUGAAACCAGAACAUACAGCAUGAAGCUUGAACAGCUUAUGUCGGAGUCAUCGCUAUACGUAACGCGCAAAUUGUAGGUGACAAGUAUAUCGCGUGCCGAUAGUACGGCGCAACGAGUUUGUCUGUUGAUAACGCACGAAUCGAAUCAAAGCAUUUUCCGUGGUGAAAUCGUGCUGAGUGUAAUAAAGUUCAAUGCGAACCGAGCAAUCAUGACAUCUGUUUUUCUUUCUUCACUUUGAUGAAAACGUUUUGCUUGACAAGCUGUGUGCUUAUCGCUUCUGCGCAAAUUUCUGCGUCUGCGAAGAGUUAGCCCCGAAGCGCUGCGAGAAUACAAAUAUAGAGACAAUAGGAACGAUUUUCCAACUUGAUUUCGACUGAGACGAUCGUGCAGCGAGUGGCACUGCCGGCAACGACAGCGGCGAGAAAAACGUUGCGAGUAUGGAUCUUCGAAGCAAUUGGCUGAAAAUGCUCUUGAUUGCGGGGAUCAUGCGGUAUGCGAUGAGAAGCGUAUAGUGUUUAUUUACUCCCAUAUGGCUGAAUGAUAUGGCAGAAAUCUUGUUUUUACUGUAUAAUAUGUGCAUUUAUAUGAUUCCAGACGUGCGUAUAAAGAGUCCGGGCUCUAUGAAAGUGCUCUGCGAAACGAUGUAGCUAAAUAAUGAAAAAACACAAAUGAGAGAAUAAAUGAUCAUGCGAUGAAUGUUAAUUGUAAAUCAAAGAGAAAGGGGCUUAUACGAGAACUGUGCAGAUGUAUAGGAUACACGACCACUCGCGGCGCGGAUAGACGGACUUGACCCGCACAUCGCAACUUGCAUUACGUCUUGUCUCACUAUAUUGCUGUGUACUCGAGUCUAGCUUCGUUACAUGGAUCAAUUGUCGCGGCGACUUGAACGAGACGAUAGAGACUUUCGCGCGGGUUCGAAGCUUCGCAUUCGCUACGCGAGCAGUCGACGACUAUUACUAUAUUACUAUAUUACUAUAUUACUAUAUUACUAUAUUAUCGCAUACACGCUCGACACAGGAACAGCAGCACGACAUAACGAUGUAACAAUACGCGCGAAACAGCCAAGUCUCUUUGAUGAUGUGUAAUUGUAUACGAUGGGCAUAUUUUAUAUAUAUACAUAUAUUGUAGAUGCAGUGUGAUGAGAAAAAAGAAAGAGAGAAAGAAAGAGAGGCGGGCAAGCCUGCAUACUGUUGUAAUAGUUGUGAAGUGCCAAGUACGGAACAGUAACUAUGCUUAUAAGAGCGUAGUGUGUAAAGCACUGCAGACGGAGGGCUAGUCUUCGUCGUCGUACUGCGUCGGUGAUGCAGUGCGGUGGUCGAGCAGUGCUACCUUCUCUACCGGUGUGAGAUGCGUGACAUAGGCCCGUCUUUCGUCACGUGUCGAGAGAGAGAGAGAUAGAGAGAUAGAGAGCGAGCGAGAGAGAGAGAGAGAGAGAGAGAGAGAGCGCGAGACACACACAGACCGAGACUCUCUUCAGAGUCGAACCAAGCGAGCUUUCUUCAGCGACUUGGAGAAAGCUCUCUCUCCACACAGCUGUAAAGGAGUGAGAACCGCACCUCGAAUGGAUACAAGUGCGAGAAAAACGAGGUGCCCAUCACGCUGACGAAUGGCUCGACGCUGCCGCUGGUCGAGCGGCCGAACGACGAGGAGGCGGCCCUCUACAACCCGUUCGAGCACCGGAAGCUGGCCCACCCGACCAGCGACAUGGACACCCUGAUCCACCUGCUCAAGGGUAGCCUGGGCUCGGGCAUCCUGGCGAUGCCCGCGGCCUUCAAGAGCGCCGGCCUCUUCUUCGGCCUCUUCGCCACCUUCUUCAUCGGGGCCGUCUGCACCUACUGCGUGCACAUACUGGUCAAGUGCGCCCACGUGCUCUGCAGGCGGACGCAGACGCCGAGCCUCGGCUUCGCGGAGGUCGCCGAGGCGGCCUUCCUCAUCGGGCCCGAGCCGGUCCAGAAGUACGCCAGGCUUGCCAAGGCCACGAUCAACUCGUUCCUCGUGCUGGACCUCGUGGGCUGCUGCUGCGUCUACGUGCUCUUCGUCUCGCAGAACGUGAAGCAGGUCGUCGAGUUCUACACCCCGCCCGAGCACCACAUGGACCUGAGGAUCUACAUGGCCAUGCUGCUCCCCCUGCUGAUCGUCUUCUCGCUCGUGAGGAACCUCAAGUACCUGGCCCCCUUCUCCAUGGUGGCCAACGGCCUCAUCGCCGCCGGCCUGGGGAUCACCUUCUACUACAUCUUCACCGACCUGCCGGCCGUCUCCACGGUCAGGCCGGUCGCGAGCAUCACGGAGAUGCCGCUCUUCUUCGGAAUCGCCAUCUUCGCGCUCGAGGGCAUCGGUGUGGUGAUGCCCCUGGAGAACAACAUGAAGACCCCGACCCACUUCAUCGGCUGCCCCGGAGUCCUGAACAUCGGCAUGUUCUUCGUGGUGACGCUCUACAGCACCGUCGGCUUUUUCGGCUACCUCAAAUACCAGGACAAGACCCAGGGCUCGAUCACCCUGAACCUCGACGAGCACGACGUGCUCGCCCAGUCGGUCAAGCUCAUGAUCGCCGCGGCCAUCUUCUUCACCUACGGCCUGCAGUUCUACGUGCCCAUGGAGAUCAUCUGGAAGAACAUCAAGCACAGGUUCGGCGCGCGCAAGCUCGCCGCCGAGUACGCGGUGCGCAUCAGCCUGGUCAUCUUCACCGUCUGCAUGGCCAUCGCCAUCCCGAAUCUCAGCCCGUUCAUCUCGCUGGUCGGCGCGCUCUGCCUCUCGACCCUCGGCCUCAUGUUCCCCUCGAUCAUCGAGCUCGUCACCGUCUGGGAGCAGGAGAACGGCCUCGGCCGCUGCUACUGGAGGCUCUGGAAGAACAUCCUCAUCAUCGCCUUCGGCGUCCUCGGCCUGCUCACCGGCACCUACACCAGCAUCGGCGAGAUCACCGCCGGCCCCCAUCCGACGCCCGCCGCGGCCAACCUCACCGACGCGCUCGUCGGCCACUAACGGCCGCCGGCCCUGCAUGCCUGCGAUAUGAACGUAUAUGCGACCGACCUCUCGCGGAGCGCGCGUCCAGUGUGCCUCCCUCGCGCACGCGGCGAGCCGAGGACGCGCGCCGCGGGAAUCAUAGUCAGGGAGCCGAACCAGACGAGCGCCCUUGAAGCUCCGAUCGUUGCUGCUCCGCUCUCGUCAUCGUCAACGUCUCUACAUCCUGCAAGUAGGUGCGCGGGACGCCGGCCGAUGCGCCGCCGCUAGCUUUCCAUAACACACGCGUGCCUUCAUGCCACCGUCUGAUACACAGUGAUAUGCGUAGCCAAGACCGAGCUGCUGCUUGCAGUCUCACUACUUGUUCCAUUACUGAGAUCUGAGUUUAUUUACCCUCCCGCGAUAUGUCUUGCUGUAGACUAUAGUUCCGCCGCGGCCACUUGUGUGCCUGCUGGGAUUCCAAUAUCUCGUAGAAAAGGUUAUUCUAGCGUAGCAUUAAUAAAUCCUUGUAGAGCGAUACGAGGCGAGCUUCCGCUGAGAAAGCGCACAGUGUACACACGGAACAUUUUUCUUUCUCCAUCCGUUUUUUCCCUUCAGAUCCGAUGUACACGCGUUUCAUGCAUGCCCAGCAUUUUUUCCCACUAUGAUUGAAACUAAAUUAACGACGACGUCGGUUUUUCGUAGCAUCGAGUGGAAGCUCGUCGAAACUUGCCUCGCAGGAAGAAGGAAGAAUACGCGCGCAGAGCGAGCGAAAAACGUGCAUCGUAUGUGUAAGUUUUCUCAGUUAGUCAGCUGAACAAUAGCAGGCGAUCCUUCGCGUGGAAUCUCGUGCCGAUCCGUCCGCUUGUUUAUUAUUUUUUUUUAGCCAGGCGAAAAACGCCUUUGACAGGAAAAUUCCGAAAAGCAUCUUUCUUACCCCUUAUUCAAAGUGAAUCUAUAUUUGUGAAAUUUCUUCGGACGUUAUUUAAUCAUAAUACGCGCUAAAAGCCGUGGUGUAUACGACACAGUUUUCUAAAAUUACAACGAUAUAUAAUGUAAGUUACUCAUGUUCAUGGGAAACGAUGGGUCAUGGGAAACGACAUAUUUUGUUGAUCAAAAUUGCAGUCGAGAGCAAGGCGACGCGGAGAUCCUUAUAUCUUGCGCGAAGUUCCAAAUUAACCCAUGAAGUCUUCGUUGUUGCAGCCAUUGACGUAUCCUCGAGCGAUACGUCGACCGUCAGUAUUGUUAUUAGCAAGGAAGUAUAUGAAUACGCUAGGCGCCAGAAACGCGCGCGGCUAUUGGUUGUCUUGAUUUGAGCAUUUUUUUGUAAUGUAAAUACGGACACUAUUCAUUUUUAUAUGUGAAACAUGUAUUUUUCGGCAGUCGUUGAGACAUGAGAAAGCAAUAACCAUUUUUUAAGCUGACAAUAGAGUUUAUAUACCUGUAUAUGUAUUUUUUAAAGAAGCAACGAAAAAGUUCCAGAUGCCGCAGAUCGACAAAGAGUACUUGAUCAUUGACUCGCGUGUGUGUAGUGUGUACGCGUACAUGUUUGCUACACGAUUAUUUGAAACUAUAGUACAUGGCAUGCGUUACUUUCGCGCUCGCGCAUCAAGCGUAUACGGAUAAAAACGAAAUUCAUCUCUUGUUUUUGAUUAUCUACUAUAUUUUAUAAUGAACACACAAGGAGAAUAUUGAGUCGUGGUGACAAUAUGUAUUAACGUAAAGAUUCGACGUUUUUCAGAAUACUGCAAAUUUUGACGCGCGCACGAUAAGUUACAUUGUUACUGUGACGAACGUUCGAUCUAGUGCCUGUGGUCGUUGCCUUGCAAGAACAACCGCCCGAUACACUUUGGGACGUAGUUGCGCCAAGUGUAGAGGGCUGAAUUUCGUACGUAGAAAACAUGGGAGAGAGACCGAGAAAGGAUGAGAUAGAUAUGAGAGAAAGAGUGAGGUGAGAGCGUAGGUGAGGCACAGUCGCGAUAUUAGCGAUCGUUACUCAACGAAAAGUGUUUUUACAUGAAUGUAGAUAUAUACAUAUGCAUACUUGUUCUGUGUAUAAUGUUAUUUUAUUAAUCAUUGUACCAUACAUUUAUCUAUUUAAUACAUGAUCAACCGAUUUGCA
This is a messenger RNA of Nasonia vitripennis (jewel wasp), 6659 nucleotides long. Its product is annotated as proton-coupled amino acid transporter-like protein pathetic. The record is from RefSeq and is a predicted model, not a curated record. Gene Ontology annotation, biological process: amino acid transmembrane transport. The transcript is spliced from 4 exons. Lineage: Eukaryota; Metazoa; Arthropoda; Insecta; Hymenoptera; Pteromalidae. Gene Ontology annotation, molecular function: amino acid transmembrane transporter activity. Bases 3305 to 4579 code for a protein of 424 amino acids. Gene Ontology annotation, cellular component: vacuolar membrane.